This is a messenger RNA of Xenopus tropicalis (tropical clawed frog), 5410 nucleotides long. RefSeq names its product integrin subunit alpha 3 (gene itga3). Lineage: Eukaryota; Metazoa; Chordata; Amphibia; Anura; Pipidae. The coding region runs from base 401 to 3493 and encodes 1030 amino acids. Gene Ontology annotation, biological process: cell adhesion. The transcript has 26 exons. Gene Ontology annotation, cellular component: membrane; integrin complex. The record is from RefSeq and is a predicted model, not a curated record.
CUGGCAGGGAGGGCACUGAUAUAGGAGAGACUGGGAGAGAGGAGGAGGGAGGGGGGACACUCAUACAGGUCCCAGGCACAUACCGGCUCCCUGCUCAGCCCGGGUCAGCACCGGUACCAGAACAGCAGCACCGGGGGCAGAAGCAAGAGCAGAACCGGCAACAGAGAUCCGAACUUGGAUCAGCACCAGCGGCAACUAAAUCAGAACCGCGAACAGCACUAAGUCAGAAUCAGCCCCACAGCGAGUCAGAACCAGGAUCAGCACCAGGGACAGGAGCGCUAUCAGCCCGGACCCAGCACCUGGGGGGGAAAGUUCUAGCAGAACCAGGAUCGGAACCUACAGGGGAGGCGGGAUCAGAACCAGGAUCGGAACCAGCGAGAGACUGACUCUACCGGCGGCGAUGAGGCGGCCGAGCCCCGGCACUUUGCUCCUACUCGCCCUGCUGUGCCGGCCCGCCUGCGCCUUCAACCUGGAUACCCGCUUCCCUGUGCUGAAAGAAGCCGGAGUCCCUGGGGGGUUGUUCGGCUUCUCUGUGUCCCUGCACCGGCAGAGUGAGGGCGAACAGCGGUACCUGCUUCUCUCAGGAGCUCCUCAGGAUGCAGCAGCGCCGAGUGUGAAAGCAAACAGGACUGGUGCACUCUACGCCUGUCCCAUUACCAGCUCUACCAAUGACUGCUUUAGGGUGCCCAUUGAUCCGGAAAGCGACCCUCAGAACAACAUUAUCGAGAAUAUGUGGCUGGGUGUAACGGUGGCGUCACAAGGGCCUGAUGGAAGAGUGCUGGUUUGCGGCCAUAGAUACACGUCAGUGCGUUGGUCAGGAGAGGAGGACCAGCGGCGGAUGAUAGGAAAAUGCUAUAUUAGAGGAAACAAUUUGGAGCUGAAUGAAGAUGACGAUUGGCAGACCUAUCACAAUGAGCUGUGUGACCCUAAUUCUGAUUUUGACGCCACGGGCAUGUGCCAGAUGGGCAUCAGUGGGGGAUUUACCAGUAAUAUGGUCUAUUUUGGAGCACCUGGGGCAUAUACAUGGCAAGGUUCAAACUUCAUCCUACAGAGAGAUACAGCCUGGGACCUAAAGGAAAUCUAUUAUCCUACCAAUAAUACAUUUAACAUCUAUAUGGGGUAUACAGUCCAGGUUAACUCCAGAGUUCUGCAUAAGGACCAAGUGACAGUGGUGUCUAGUGCUCCCAGAUGGGAAAGCAAAGGCGCUGUGUUCCUGCUGGAUGUGCAAAAGAACAUUAUGGUAGUAAAGCAUGUGCUGAAUGGUCAGCAGGUGGGCUCCUACUUUGGCAGCGCCAUUGCAUUGGCUGAUCUUAAUAAUGACGGGUGGCAGGACAUAGUUGUUGGAGCUCCCUACUAUUUUGAUCGAAAAGAGGAGAUAGGGGGUGCAGUAUAUGUGUAUAACAACGUGGCAGGGUUUUUCAAUGAUAAGGCAGCAAUGGUGCUGCACGGGAGCAGCUUCUCUGGGUUCGGCUUUGCCCUGGCAAACAUUGGAGACAUUAAUCAGGAUGGAUUUACCGACCUGGCAGUGGGAGCCCCGUUUGACGGACUGGGUAAAGUGUACAUCUAUAACAGCAAUGCCGACGGCCCAAAGCAAGAACCUUCACAGGUGAUUGAUGGCUCUCAAGUAGCAAAUAUCUCCACUUUUGGAUACUCACUCAGCGGAGGGCUUGACGUGGAUGAUAACGCCUACCCAGAUUUGCUCGUGGGAAGUCUGACUGACCGUAUCGCCCUUCUGAGGUCUCGCCCGGUUAUUAAUAUCUCAAAGGAUUUUAAGGUGACUCCUACACUGGUGGAUCCAAGCAAAUGUUCGAAUACUUCCUGCAUUGAUGUCCUUGUCUGCUUCUCCUAUACGCUAAGUACUGGGAACGCUGCCUACCGAAAGAAUAUCACUUUGCAGUACACUUUAGAGGCCGACCAUGACAGACGCCCACCUAGGGUGAAAUUCCAGGGUGCUUCUGGGGCUGUGUACCAGGGACUCUUCUCUAUGCCAGAUACCAAGUGUCAGAAUGUUCAGCUGCUCCUAUUAGAUAAUAUUCGGGACAAGCUUCACCCAAUCAGCAUCUCUUUGAAGUACUCAAUUCUGGAGAGGGAGGCGAGAGGACGAUCGGCAGUCCGCUCACUGGAUAAUUUCCCUGUGCUCAGUGAAGACCAGAGCAACUUCCAAGAGCUGGAGAUCCACUUUCAGAAGGAGUGCGGCUCAGAUAAUGUGUGCAGAAGUAACCUGCAAAUGCAGUACGAGUACGUGGUUGGAAAUGCGCCACUGUCCAAGGUAAAUGGCUCACAGAUUCUGCACUAUGACUCAAGUGUGAAUAAGGUGAAUCUGAACGUUAUCGUUACAAACUUUCCCAGCGCCACAUCACCAGCGGAUGAUGCCCAUGAGGCAGUUCUGAACAUAACCAUUCCACCUGAGCUUUUCUUUUCCUCUGUUCGACCACCUCUGGCCUGCACCUUGAAGGAGACCAUCAUCUGUGAGCUUGGCUUCCCAUUCAAAAGGAAUCAGAAGGCUGAAAUAACCAUCGUUUUCGAAGUUGUUGGCAUCUCAUUGAAAACACGAGAAGUGGUGGCCGGACUUCAGCUAUCCACGUUAAGCAAACAAGAUGAUCUGCAUGAAGAGUAUGCUAAACUCUUAGUGGAUUACACCCUAAAGAUAUCAUUCUCUGUCCAGCCAAGCCACAUUCAGACCUACUUCAGUGGCAAUGUGAUGGGGGAGUCUGCCAUGAAGACAGUUCAGGAUGUUGGAAGCCCCGUGGAGUUCAGUUUUACAGUUAUCAAUUAUGGGGAACCGCUGACAUCCUUGGCAACACUGUUUAUCGCUUUUAAUUGGCCCCAUGAAGUAGCCAACGGGAAGUGGCUGUUAUACCCUACUGAGGUCCUGGUUAAUACAGGAACGGAAAAGGCCUGCCAUCCGUCUGGGGACGUUAUCAACCCCUUAAACCUGAAUGUUUCAGAAACUUUGGUUAAAAGAAGGAGAAGACAAAUUGAUGAGACACCAGAUGUUCGGACGUUGGCGGCUGUCAGAAGAGAAAGCUCUGAAGCUGUACUGAAAUGUUCCGGAGGAGGAGCAACGUGUGUGCAUUUUUCCUGUCCACUGAAUGACAUGCAGUCAAGAGCAACCAUCAGUAUGCGGGGAAGAGUUUGGAACAGCACCUUUCUAGAGGAUUACAGAAAUGUAGAUCGAGUGUGGGUGAUGGGAGGAGCUGAGCUGUACCUGAAAACUGAUGUACCCACCAUUAACAUGAAGAGCCAGUUUGUGACGUUCUCUGUUUCCAUAGACUCAGAACUUGAGGAGCCCCCACCAGCUGAGCUGCCACUCUGGUUGAUCAUUGUCUCGGUAGUUUCUGGAAUUGUGCUCCUUGGUAUAAUUAUCUUGCUUCUAUGGAAGUGUGGAUUCUUCCGGAGGGCCAACACCCGCGCCAUGUAUGAGGUCAGAGGUCAAAAAGCUGAAAUGAAGGUGCAGCCAUCGGAGACAGAACGCUUAACCCAGGACAACUGAGUUCAACCUCUGACCCCUGACCCUCCCCCUCGGAUUGGAUUUUUCCACCGUGUUGGAUAUUAUAACUUAGUUAAGACUCACUACGCUGUGUGUGUCCCACUGGAAGAGAGGCAGGGACUCUGCUCUGGGAUUCCAUACAGCCAGAAGCAUUGGGUCACCAGCUGGAAAGAGACAGCUAGAUACUACUGAGACCUCUGUGGCCUGAAGCUGUGUAGUGCCACCUCACUGUGACACUGGACAAUGGGGCUAGGGUAAACGAAUGGGACAUAUUUUUUUUGUACUACGGCAAUCAAACUUGAUUGGCCGCGAUUUUCUUGAGACACUAUAACAGAAGGAAAUAGUUUUUCCAGAAAUAUACUUUAUGAGGGGUAUUUACACUGGUACUGAUUCUCCCCUGCUACUGAAGAUGAGAAAAGCUGAUUCUCUUUCAAGGGUACAGAUUUUCCUUUGACACUGGAACUGGAAGCAAAAAACUGGAAGUUGGUGGUACAGAAUAUCCAAUGACACUGGAGUAUAUUAUAAUAUAGAAGAAAAUUCAUCAUGUGACACUGGAAAGGGGGCUUGGGGGGCUAAUAUGAUUUUAUACACUGGAAUGGUUGGAGUUGCGAUGAUCACGUGACACUACUGUGGGAUUUCAGAUUAUCCUUAUUCUGGAAUAGAGGUUGACAGAUUUAGAGGCAAUGAAAUGCGCUCUCCGAUGAUCUCAUUAUGAAAGAAGGUGCUGAAUAUCGUGGCACCGCUACAGAGCUUGUCGCUUAGGUUAUGUACAUUUCUCCAUCAUUUCUCAACCCUAAAGUGGGGGCUAAAGGUUGAGACAGUUUUGCCAUUGACUGUCAGAUCUCUAAAAAUAUUAUUCUGUGACAUUUACAGAUACUGGAAGAAAAUAAAUGAUUACUGGACACUAUACAAGAAUGUAUUUUCCUGAUACACUGGACAGACUGUGAGUCUUUGGUGGGGUCUAUAUAGCAGGCCUGAUAAAGGAACAUUUAUAUAUGGCAACUUUGUAGAUAAAGUGCUCGCUGCAUCUCUGUGUAGUAUUAAGCUGGCCAUACCCGUAACGAUUUUUCUAUACUUAACGGACAAUUUCUUUGCAAUUCGACAAAAUCUGCAAAUCAUCCUAAGGAUGGUGUGCACCGAACGAUCGGUCAGAAAAUGGAUUAGGCAGGUUUUAAAAUGUUCGUCUGUAAACGAUGAAAUGUGUCCGUUGAUGGGAUGUACAGAUUUGGAUCACUUAAAAUGGAAACUGCACAUGUACCGAUCAUUCAUUCUUUGGUAUGAACGUUCAUUUCAAUAUUACAGCAGUAAAAAUCAAAAAGAUAUCAAGUAUUUUUAAACUUAUUUUAUUUUUUUUCCGUUGUACAACAACAACCAAAAACUGAAAAAAAGGAAACUGUACAAUGCAGCAUACAUUGUCCAUAGGACAUUACAAAAUUGUUUGCAAGUGGAUACGAAAGGACGAGUAUGCAGUGUAUACGAAUAGGUCACAUUCUCUUCUACUUUGGCCUUUAACCAGACGAUAUCACUUGAAAUGGCUGUUCUCAUUGAUAGACAAAUUGUACUUGUAAAUGAUUAAAGCUUGGUUGUACAAUAACAAAAAAAAAGCUUUUACAAAUCUACAUGUGUAUGGCCACCUUUACACUGCUCUGGCAGAUAGUAUGCACUCCAUAUCAGAAUUUUAUAGUUUCCAAUUCAAAGGGCUUUCCCAAUAGGUACAUAUAAGCUGUGCUUAGAAAGAAAUUUAUGUUGAGCGGCACUGGCUUUCAAGAUCCUUUGCUUCUCUGUAUACUGCGGCUGGCUCCAUGCAGAAAAUGAUCAAUAUACAAGAAUAUCUUUGGUACUGUCAUUCUGGCCUUGUUCCUUUUGCACCAGAGCUGUUGUAAAUAGAGUACAACUAUGAAAUAAAAUCUUUUGCUCUAA